Molecule: messenger RNA, 2778 nt
Organism: Dermatophagoides farinae (American house dust mite)
Lineage: Eukaryota; Metazoa; Arthropoda; Arachnida; Sarcoptiformes; Pyroglyphidae
Gene: E(Pc)
Product: Enhancer of Polycomb
Biological process (GO): regulation of transcription by RNA polymerase II
Cellular component (GO): NuA4 histone acetyltransferase complex
Source: RefSeq, a predicted model, not a curated record
UGAAUGGAUUACAAAAAUGAAAUUGUUAAUAAAAAAUGUCUCAAAAUUUAAAUAAACAGCUUUCAUUCAGGCCACGGAACAUCGAUCAUUUCAAGCCGAUGCAGGUCUUGAAAACUGAAGAUGUGCCCGAUUUGAAUAAUUUUGCCACAACCAUUAACCGUACGGUACCACAGAUGCCUACGGGUAUGGAAAAAGAAGAGGAAUGUGAACAUCAUCUGCAAAGGGCUAUUUCGGCACAACAAGCCUACGGAAGAGCAGUCGAUCAUGUGAUACCGACUCCAGAAGUUUUUCCAGUUAAUGAAAAAGCUUAUGACGAUUUAUAUCCUCCUACAUAUAAAAUACCUCGCCAAUUGAUCCAUGUUCAGUUGCCAUCUUUUGAACAGGAUUAUCCUGAUUAUGACCUCGAUUCUGAGGAUGAAACAUGGCUGUCAACGACAAAUUUAUGCGGCUUACCACAUACCAAAUUCGAAGAAAUGAUCGAUUGUUUAGAAAGAAAUUCCGGUGUUCAAAAAGUUAUCGAAUUAAAUGAAGCAAAAUCUUUGCUUAGAGAUGUUGAUGAAUCGUUACAGAUUGCCGUCUAUGAUUAUUGGUUGGCCAAAAAACUUAAAUUCGGAAAAUCAUUAAUACCAACGGUGAAAACUGAAAAACGAGAUGGUACAUCAGGCAAUAAUCCAUAUAUCGCUUUUAGGCGACGUACGGAAAAAAUGCAAACAAGAAAGAAUCGCAAGAAUGAUGAAUAUUCAUAUGAAAAAAUGUUGAAACUGAAGAAAGAUAUUUUCAGUGUUUGCAAUAUAAUGUCGAUGAUAAAAGAACGAGAAAAGAGGAAAUAUGAACUUGUAAAAAAUGAUUUCUUAAUUUUUGAAACGAGGUAUCAACACAAAGAUUUCAAUUCACAAAUCUACAAUGAAUUAAUGGCAUCUAGACUUACGAAAGAUGCUCUAAAUCGUACAUCUAAAUCAAAGGGAGAUGAACCGGUUGCUCGAAAGAAACGAACGAAAAGAUCAAAGAAUGAUGUUUUAUCUACCAGAAAUAUCAAUGAAAUGAUUCCGUCGGCAGCUGGUGGUGAAUACUAUACAUCUGAAGAUGAAAAUUCUAGUGAUUUAAUGUACCAAAGUAGUCAAGUGAAUAAUGAACCGGAUGAAGCUGAUAAUCCAGAUGGAAUGUUUUCUUUUAAACGGAAAAAAGGCUGUUACUACCAUGCACCGUUAGAUCACUAUUCUGGUUGGCCAUGGGAAUCUCUGGAAGAGGGUGGUACAGCAGAUAAACGAUUUCGUUUUAGUUAUACCUCAUUAUCAUGUCCAGCAUAUUCUGUCGGUCUGACAAGAAGGCGGAUCGGUCGGGGUGGAAGAAUUCAGUUCGAUAGAAUAAAAACACAUAUUGAUUUUAGUGAUGAUGAAGAAGAAAGGAUCCACUACAAACCUUUUUCUGGUGAAUCAGAUGUGGAACAAGAUGCUACAAUUGAAUUCAAUACGAGACAUUUUGAUGAAGAUUGUUCAAUGUUUAUAAAUAAUCAAUUAAAGCAUUAUAUUGAUGAUUCGUCAUUAGAGAGGCAAUUAUAUCAAUAUAAUGAACGUGAUUUAUCAAAUUUCAUCAAAGAAAAUCACCAUCAUUACAACAAUGACAGAUCAACACAAGCUCAAAAUUUUAUGACAAAUAGAAGAAUCAUCAACAAUCGACCGUGUUCAAAGUCAUCCAAUGGAAAAAUAAAACCAAUCGAACAUCAACAAAAUCAAUGCUCCUCAUCACCAUCAUUUGUGAAACCAUUAAAUGUUGAUCUAACUAAUUUAUUGUUAAACAAUACUGAUAACAACAAUAAAGAUGAUUCGACCAUUACAACAAUACUCUCAUCAUCAAUGGAUAAGCGACCACUUGACAUGAAUGAAUUGAAAGAUUCUUCCGGUAGAACUUCUAAUUCAGUGAUGAUGUCAUCAUUGUUGGAUGAUAAUAAUGAUGAUGUAGAUCUUGACGGUCUCGAAUGUAGCAAUGAAAUAAUGAUGAACACUGAUCAAUUUAAACAAAAUUCAAAUUCAUCAUCAUCAUUAUUAGUGACAGUGAAUGUUAAUAAUGGUCCAAAUCAUUCAAUGAAUGAUACAAAUAAUAAAAGUGAUAGAAACAUUCAUAGUAGUAAGCAAUUUUCGAAUGAGCCGUCCAGAACAGCAACAGUAAUGACCACCGUGACCGCUACCACCACAAAUAAUAAAAAAUUUGAAUGUCAAUCAUCACCAGAAUAUCAAAACGUUUCAUCAUCAUCGUCAUCAUCAUUACCAUUACCAUCAUGUAAAUUAAAAUUGGCAACAACAACAACCAACACCACCACCACAACAGCUACUUCGAACCAAAGUAGCUCAGCAACGAAUAAUCUUCAUCAUUCAACUGAUGUUACUUGAAAUGAAUAUAAUAUAAUAAUGGGGAAAAAAAAUGAUGACGAAUCGAGCGUUAUAGACAUUCCACAACGAAGUAAAAAAACCAAAGAAGGAAAUGUCUUUUAUUUAUUCAUAUGACAUGGAUCGCGUCAUUAUGGUAAUUUAAUAAUUUGUAUAUCGUUCUAUCAUUUAGAAGAUAUCAAUUUAUUUGUCCACUAAUUUUUUUUUCGAACGAAUUUAUUGAAGAUUGAUGUGUUUGAUUUGUUUUAUUUUAUCCAACCUUCUCUCAUUUACUACUUGUGAUAUUUAUCUACUUUGUAGCUACACUUCUCAAUCCCCUCGUCUAUUAUUUUUUUUUUCUCUCUCUCUCUCUCUCUCUCUCUCAUAUAUACAACCACAAUUACACGCCCCGAAA